Molecule: messenger RNA, 1695 nt
Organism: Alternaria conjuncta
Lineage: Eukaryota; Fungi; Ascomycota; Dothideomycetes; Pleosporales; Pleosporaceae
Exons: 2
Coding region: 1-1695 (564 amino acids)
Source: RefSeq, a predicted model, not a curated record
AUGGGUAUCCAAGGCCUUGCUAGGCGUCUCGAGCCCUAUGCGACGCGGCUUUCCUCCGAGCAGCUAGACGGCUACUCCGCCGUGAUAGACGGCCCUGCGCUCGCCUACUACGCUCACAAAUUGGCCCUCGCUUCAGCUGCUAGCGCCACCCGAAUCCCGUCUUAUGCAGACAUCGUCGCUGAAGCACUCCGCUGGCUGACCUCGUUGGAGAAUAGCAACAUCAAGGUGUCUGCCAUCUACUUCGAUGGAGCCUUGCCUACGUCAAAGCGAGCCGAGAGGAUAUCCAGGACCGAGGCGAACAACAGACGAGUUCAGCAAUUUCGCAACAACUACGCUACCGUUUCCUGUCCUGUUCCCACAUACCUGGGCUCUAUCUCAUACGCCUUCCUUGCGCCUGCACUGCAAGAAGCGUUACUAGAUUCGCCCUUUGCCUCAAAGACCAAGGCAGUACCUGGCGAAGCCGACGACUACUGCGCGCUGCAUGCCAAACUACAUGCGCAAUCCAUCAUCUUCACAAGCGACACGGAUCUCGUACUAUACAAUUACUCGGCAGAUACGCUGAUAGUUUUCCUUCACGAUGCAGACGUAUCCACCGGCAUCAACGGGUAUUCACCGAACGAGAUCCGAAAGCAAUUACAAGUAACAAGCCUAGUGACAUUCGCAUAUACCCUUAUCGAGAAUCCACAGGAUAGUGCGAAGCUUCUAGCUCACCAAACCCAUGGCGUAGACCGGAAUUCUAUACGGUACCUUGACUUCGCUCGCCGAUACGUCGCGGAGGAUCCAACUAUAGUUAGUUCAGGCGGCUCACUUUGGGAAGAGAUACCUAGGAUUGACGUACGGCUAUCCGAAUUCAUGUUCCAAGCCUUCGACAAAAUAGAAUUCCCCCAUGUAUACAUGCCCUUACUCAUUGAAGAGCCCAAUCAAGCAUCAGCUUGGAACGUAGGGCGCGAGAUACGUAGGCUGGCAUACACCAUAGCCGCAAAAGAUGUGUAUACGGUAGUACAAGAGUACAGAAGAAAAGCACAAGGUAUCUCCGUCCAGGAAAUCUCCAUAUACCCCCCCUGCUUCGACCAAACCCCCAUCGAGGACCUGGAGCGACAGAUGCGCGGAUUGAAAGAAUGGCGAGAUGCGAAGUCCAUCAGCACCGAACUCCUCUGGCCGCUUUACGGUAUCAGUCUAGUCCUCAACGAAUUGAACACCCCGCCUCCGAUCGCCCUCGUCCAACGAGUGUUGAACUGCGAUUUUGAUAACAGCUGGGCAUUCGUACACCUCACGGCGCGAUUACAUGCCGCUCUCUACUCAUUGCGCAUGCUACUCCAAAUGAUCAAGGUCGGGGAAGCAACAAUGGUGCCCGACUUCAUAGUAGACGUCAAUGAUCGACAAGAUGUCGAACAGGCCCAGCUGCGCGGAAUCAUGUCCAAGAUCGCCGGUCACAUGUCCGACUUCCCCUCGAUACCUGAGGUCAUGGGUGUUCCGGGACAGACAAAGCGCAUCCUGGCUGAACACGACAAGUUGAAGGAAUUGAUUGAAGAGAUAUAUAGAUCUGCUGGUGUUGAGGUGCCAAGCGAGCAGGUGUCGAAUAAGAAGAAGAAGAGGCAGAUGAGGGAAGGGGAGAGGAAGAAGAAGAAGGCUGAGCAGAGGAUGCAGGCUAAGCCACAAGUUGGUAACGCCUAUUCGCUUUUAGGAGAGGGGUGA